AUGUUAGAAACGAUGGCAGAAGAAUCGAUUUCGAAUGGUUUUAUGAUGAAUCCUGUAUCUGGAUCCAAUCCUCCAGGUGUUGCGAAGAAGAAGAGAAACCUUCCAGGAACACCAGAUCCUGAAGCUGAAGUGAUAGCUUUGUCCCCCAAGACUCUGAUGGAAACCAACAGAUUCCUGUGCGAAAUAUGCGGUAAGGGUUUCCAAAGAGACCAAAACCUUCAACUCCAUCGCAGAGGCCAUAACCUUCCAUGGAAGCUGAAGCAAAGAAGUACCAAGGAGGUGAGGAAGCGCGUGUAUGUUUGCCCCGAAAAGACCUGCGUCCAUCACCAUCCUUCGAGGGCUCUCGGCGAUUUAACCGGAAUAAAGAAACACUUUUACAGGAAGCACGGGGAGAAGAAGUGGAAGUGCGAGAAGUGCGAGAAGCGAUACGCUGUGCAGUCUGAUUGGAAAGCACACUCCAAAACCUGCGGCACCAGGGAGUACAAAUGCGACUGUGGUACCCUAUUCUCAAGAAGAGAUAGUUUCAUCACGCAUAGGGCUUUCUGUGAUGCCUUGGCCGAGGAAACAGCUAGAGUUAAUGCAGCUUCCGGCAUGCACAGUUUGGCUGCCGCCGGUAAUUUCAAUUACCAACUUAUGGGGAAUCCUCUAGAUUUCUCCACUGUUUUCAAACCAAAUAUUUCUUCAAGCAACGAUGAUGCAAUAGACCAAACUAGACGUGGAUUUUCCUUGUGGAUGGGACAAGCAUCUCAGGGCCAAGAGAUUCAGCAAUUCGGUUCUUUGAAUCCGGGAUCCAUAUACAGCGAUCCUCUGGUUUCGACGACAUCGAACCCUCCUGCAUUGGAUUAUCAGCUAAACUGGGUGUUUGGGAAUAUGGUCUCAUCAGGUAAUGCUGAUGAUCACCAGGUGACAACAAGCGUUUCACUUCCUGUGAGUAAUGUGAAGGAAAAUAGACCUCAACUUGUGAGUGUCCCUUCAUUGUUUAGCACACAACACCAGUCUCAUCAAACACCAUCUUUCAGUAUGUCUGCCACGGCUUUGUUGCAGAAAGCUGCCCAAAUCGGUGCGACAUCGACCGAGACAUCGUUCCUAGGAAGCUUCGGCACCAAGUGUAGCAACAGUCAAGACGGGAACAAGUACAGUGAUCUGUAUGUCUCAAAUAUACCAACAACGACAACAGCAAAUGAUAUUUCCACUUUGAACCGACUGCAAAUGUACCCCACGAAACGCCGACGCAUGCAGAACGAAGACGGUGGCGGCGGAGGAGGAGAAACAAGAGAUUUUUUGGGUGUCGGAAUACAGGCCAUUUGUCAGCCAUCUUCAAUCAAUGGAUGGUUAUGAUAUUGAAUGACUUUGCAGGGAAGAAAAGUGUUGAUCCAUGCAUAUUCUCUUCAACCUUUGAAAGCCAUAUUCAUCCCUUUUAAAAAUUAUGGCUUUUUUAAACUUUGAUAAAA
Hibiscus syriacus is the source of this 1451-nucleotide messenger RNA. Its product is annotated as zinc finger protein NUTCRACKER-like. Gene Ontology annotation, molecular function: DNA-binding transcription factor activity. Gene Ontology annotation, cellular component: nucleus. The coding region runs from base 1 to 1338 and encodes 445 amino acids. The transcript has 4 exons. Lineage: Eukaryota; Viridiplantae; Streptophyta; Magnoliopsida; Malvales; Malvaceae. The record is from RefSeq and is a predicted model, not a curated record.